GAAGCCUUGACGCAGGGACGAGGAAGAAAGCAUGUACACGGAAGUCAACCAGGAUCUUUUUCGUGCAUGCAUUUGUUUCCACUUGGUAGACUUUUUUCUUUUCUUUUCUUUCAUUUCUAACGGUAAAUCAACCCGUAAUGACACUAAGUGAUGGGGCAGCCGGAGUGGAAACCGUGAGAAGAUAAUAUGACGAUAUGAGCGGAUGGUUGAGAUCCAGAGAGGGUCAAUGGACGCCAGGAUUUGAAGUGGUCCUGUUUUGACAGCUGGGUUGAGCCCCCAGUACCUGGUCCGAGUGUCUGAGAGAGAGAAGAAGAGAGAACUGUGGAUAACAGAGAAGACUGAGGGGGGGGUUUCAGUCUUAAAGGUUUUACUUUCUGAAGAGUUGGUUUCACAGGUUAGAAAGGAGAGCAGUGUUUGUUUUCUCUACCUUCACCUGUAGCUUCCAGCAGGUGAGUGGUCAUGGCGUCGUCCCGGCUGAAGUACCUCUCCCUGGGCGUGCUGGUGUUCCAGACCACCUCCCUGGUGCUCACCAUGCGGUACUCCCGCACCCUGCAGGCGGAGGGCCCGCGGUACCUCGCCUCCUCAGCUGUGGUGGUGGCCGAGGUCAUGAAGAUCUUCACCUGCGUGCUGCUCGUCUUCAAAGAGCACAAGUACAGUGUGCGAGCUCUCAACAGUGUCCUCCGUCAGGAAAUUGCCCAUAAACCUAUAGAAACACUGAAGCUGGCCAUCCCCUCAGGGAUCUACACCCUUCAGAACAACCUGCUGUAUGUUGCACUGUCCAACCUGGAUGCAGCCACCUACCAGGUGACAUACCAGCUAAAGAUCCUGACCACAGCGCUGUUCUCUGUGUCCAUGCUGGGCCGCAGACUGGGCAUCUAUCAGUGGCUCUCAUUACUUAUUCUUAUGGCCGGAGUGGCUCUUGUGCAGUGGCCCUCAGAGUCUGAAAAGGCCCCAGAGAAGGAGGCCCUCUCUGCAGGCUCCCAGGUUGUGGGUGUGGGAGCUGUGCUGGUGGCGUGCUGCUCCAGUGGGUUCGCUGGGGUCUACUUCGAGAAGAUCCUCAAGGAGAGCAAACAGAGCGUCUGGGUUCGCAACAUCCAGCUCGGUAUGUUCGGCCUGGUGUUUGGACUCUUUGGGAUGCUGGCCUACGAUGGCGAGAGGGUGAGGGAGUCAGGAAUGUUCCAGGGAUACAACACAAUCACCUGGACUGUUGUUGCACUGCAGGCGCUUGGGGGUCUGGUCAUUGCAGCGGUCAUCAAGUAUGCAGACAACAUCCUCAAGGGCUUUGCUACGUCGCUCUCCAUCAUCCUGUCAACACUGAUAUCAUACUUUUUGCUUCAGGACUUCGACCCUUCCGGCAUGUUCUUCCUGGGGGCCAUUUUCGUUAUCAUGGCCACUUUCCUGUACGGCUACGAAUUCAAGCCGUCCUCCAACCCCAGCAGGGCGUAGGACUUUCACAGCUUACACUACAGCAGCAGGAGGAGGUCCUGAUGAGGCGUCAAGACGUGGAGGGGAAAGGAGGACAGAGAACUGGAGAGAAAGAAGGGGAAAGGUCUUUAUUGUAUACUUUGAUUACUAACAGAGAGCAGGGGAGUAGGAGGAGAGGAGGUAAGCAGACUGUUAACAGGGAGAAUGAAAAAGAAGGCUAAUGAAAUAAGCAAGAUUAGUGCUGUGAUUGGUCUCACACACCAAUAGUGCCUCCGUUAAGAAGGGUAACCAAUGAGAAAAGAAAACUGUGGCAAUAGGAUUGUGUUUCUCAUUUUCCUAUAAUUGCAGCCAUUGAGAUAAUCCUAGCUGCCACAGCUCCAGAUCUGGAGUGGUUUUCUGGUCGGGACCUACUGAUUGUUUUUUUUGUUUUUUUCAGAACCCAAUUGACUGCCAUUGUAAAUGCCACAUCAAUCAUACCUGUACUGUAGUGGACAAAAGAGGCAGACAGGCAGGACAUGUUAUUUAAAAAUGGGAAAAAGUGGGGGAAAUAUGCCCACACUGUUGGCUAGUUCACCUUAGAGUUGCAGUAUUUAUGGGUCUGAGUCUUUCUUGUUCCACUCUGAGCUCUGAAAGCACAAUUGUUCCUCUCAGUAAUGAGCCCUUCAAUCCAUUUCAUACUCUAAAGCUGUGAACAUUACACGAUCAAGACCAUGCUGAAGAGGGAAGAUUUGUACUCUUCUUAAGAUUAAUCUCUGCCUGGAAGUCAAAACUCAAUUCACCAGGAGCCUUCAGUCUGGUUAUAUAGAAUUCAUAAUGACCAUAAGGUAUUGUGCCCUUAAUGAUGGCUCUGAUGUUGCAUUUGUUUCAGCUAUUUUUGGAAAUGUGUUCUGUUGCCAGGCAACAUAUAAUCACUUGGACGUCUUUGAUAAGUGUGUGUCUCAGUGACAGAUAUGUUUUACUGAAUGAGUCUGGUCUCUGUAUCUGGUUUUAUGAUUAAAACUAAUCUGGGUUUAAAGGAAAAUGUUACUUCAAGUCAGAAAUACUGCUCUCUACUUUUCCAGGGGUUCAUUUGGAACAUAUUUUUUUUGUUUUGUUUAAAUUUUCAUUACAUGGUCAAAAGUUUUUAGUAAACUUGAAAUUAUGUUACUCUUGGGUGUAAAUAAUGGCACCAUUUCAUCUUUAAAUCCAAAUGAAUUGUCCUUGUGACUUAUUUAUUCAUUCAUUAGGAAAUAACACAUUUUCAAAGCCAUUGGUGUUAAUCAUCCAACUCAUUAUGUUAGGGUCUCAUGAAGAAAUAAAUAAUUUAAAUUUUUUGAUAAAAUAAUUAAACAAUUGAAUAUGGCCCAGCGAAAUCUGAUCGGGCUGAUUCUGAUUUCUAGAUUCUGAUUACAAGAGACAUCCGUCAGGCAUUUCUCAUAUAGAAAGAAUCCUUGCAUUGUGUGAUUACUAAUGUUUUUCCUUUAGAGCAGAGGUUUUGGUGAUAAAGCGGGUAUAAUUAAGAACUUAAUUGUUUUAAUAUCCAAUAUUUGAAUAUUUUAUAAAAGGAAAAAAAACUUUC
Molecule: messenger RNA, 2983 nt
Organism: Labrus bergylta (ballan wrasse)
Lineage: Eukaryota; Metazoa; Chordata; Actinopteri; Labriformes; Labridae
Gene: slc35a3a
Product: solute carrier family 35 member A3a
Biological process (GO): pyrimidine nucleotide-sugar transmembrane transport
Cellular component (GO): Golgi membrane
Molecular function (GO): UDP-galactose transmembrane transporter activity
Source: RefSeq, a predicted model, not a curated record